CAAUUCUCUUCUUCAUCACUAUCGCAGCAAACUUUUCAUCUUCAAGAUAUUCAAUAUCAAUUCAAACAAAAUGGCUAUUCUUCUUGAUGAUGAAGCCCCUAUUCAUGGAGAUGUAUUAGAGACUAUUCUUUCGCACGUGCCACUUAUCUACUUAGUUCCCGCUUCGUACGUGUCAAAAUCAUGGAGCCGAGCUAUUACCACUUCUCUCCAAUGCUUCAACAAGGCGAAGCCGUGGCUCAUUAUCCACACCCAAUGCACGCGCUCACCUUAUGACAUAUCUGUACGCGCUUACGACCCGCGUUCACACGUGUGGAUCGAGAUAUCUCAGCCGUCCAUUAAAUAUGUCUCCGCCCUCCGAUCAUCCCAUUCAAAUUUACUCUACAUGCUUUCGCCUUCAAAGCUCUCUUUCUCAUUCGACCCGAUGAACAUCACGUGGCAUCACGUGGAUGCCCCGCGCGUGUGGCGGACCGAUCCAAUUGUGUCUCACGUGGGUGGCUCAAUCAUUAUAGCUGGUGGCACAUGCGAUUUCGAGGACGAUCCUUUAGCAGUGGAAGUCUACAACACGGAGACUCGCACGUGGGAAAUGUGUGAGUCAAUGCCCGCGAUACUCAAAGACUCUGCAGCCUCCACGUGGCUAUCAAUCGCCACAACCCGCGACAAACUCAUCGUCACGGAGAAAUUCACGGGCGUUACUUACUGUUUCGACCCGAAACUUAAGAAGUGGGCCGGGCCUUACGAGUUGAGGCCCGACCCGCGUAUUUUUCACUCGGUUAUUGGGUUCUCCAAUAACCGUUUGAUCCUAAUUGGCAUGAUUGGAGACGCGGAAAAUGUGACGAGACUUAAAAUUUGGAAAGUGGACACAGAGAGUUUCGAGUGUGAGGAACUGGGGGAAAUGCCUUCAGAGUUAAUUAAGAAACUGAAGAGUGAAACUUUUGGAGUUUCUUCAAUCAGUGUUUGUUUAGCGGGAGAUUAUGCGUAUAUGAGCAAGUCGUCGGAGUUGGCGGAGGAAAUAGUGGGUUGUGAGUUCAUUAACGGCGGCGGAGUACGGUGGUGGAGCAUGAAAAAUGAGGCUGCUGGGGACGGGAAUAGAUCGGAGAGAGUGGUGUUUACUUGUUCUGUUAUUGGGUUAGGUGAUUUGCAGCGAGCUAUGUCAUUGGGAAAUCGGAAAUUUGCUCUCAAGUUGUAAAAAUUGGCCCAUGGACAUAUUUUUUCUUUUUUUAAAAAAAAAAUUUUAUGUUGCUUUUGUCUUUUAUUACUCUCUCCGUCUCAACUUAUGUGGCACAGUUAUAAUUUAAAAAGUCAGCUAAAUUUUUCUUU
Lycium ferocissimum is the source of this 1317-nucleotide messenger RNA. Its product is annotated as F-box/kelch-repeat protein At1g23390. Gene Ontology annotation, molecular function: protein binding. The record is from RefSeq and is a predicted model, not a curated record. Gene Ontology annotation, biological process: proteasome-mediated ubiquitin-dependent protein catabolic process. Gene Ontology annotation, cellular component: nucleus; cytosol. The coding region runs from base 71 to 1186 and encodes 371 amino acids. The transcript has a single exon. NCBI's taxonomy places the organism in Eukaryota, Viridiplantae, Streptophyta, Magnoliopsida, Solanales, Solanaceae.